Messenger RNA from Neomonachus schauinslandi (Hawaiian monk seal), 673 nucleotides. Its product is annotated as ubiquitin-conjugating enzyme E2 L3-like. The record is from RefSeq and is a predicted model, not a curated record. Lineage: Eukaryota; Metazoa; Chordata; Mammalia; Carnivora; Phocidae. The annotation marks the transcript as partial. The transcript is spliced from 2 exons.
AUGGAUCCCCCAGGAUGUGAGCUGGCUGCCCUGCCCAGCAAGCUCUUCACCCCCACAGCUGCUAACAGCCACUUGACCUUAGGCCUGCUGAAGCCUGAAAGAGCCAAGAUAGUGGCCAGCAGGAGGCUGAUGAAGGAGCUUGAAGAAAUCCAUGAAUGUGGAAUGAAAGACUUCCGUAACAUCCAGGUUGAUGAAGCUAAUUUAUUGACUUGGCGAGGGCUCUUUGUUCCUGACAACCCUCCAUAUGAUAAGGGGGCUUUCAGAAUGGAAAUCAACUUUCCAGCAGAGUACCCACUCAAACCACCGAAGAUCACAUUUAAAACAAAGAUCUAUCACCCGAACAUCGAUGAAAAUGGGCAGGUCUGUCUGCCAGGAAUUAGUGCUGAAAACUGGAAGCCAGCAACCAGAACCGGCCAAGUAAUCCAGUCCCUCACAGCACUGGUGAACGAUCCCCAGCCUGAGGACCCACUUCGGGCUGACCUAGCUGAAGAAUACUCUAAGGACCAUGAAAAAUUCUGUAAGAACGCUGAAGAGGUUCCAAAGAAAUACGGGGAGAAGCGACCUGUGGACUACUCUGCCGCAACGGAUUCCAGCGAGUGUGAGCGGAGACCCCGCAAAGCAGGACUCUGCGGAAAAUCGACACGUGCCGCUGCCUGGCGUUUGCUUGUGGCAG